This is a messenger RNA of Psylliodes chrysocephalus, 3365 nucleotides long. The record is from the annotation of a GenBank genome assembly. NCBI's taxonomy places the organism in Eukaryota, Metazoa, Arthropoda, Insecta, Coleoptera, Chrysomelidae.
CAUGUAUUGAAUUGACAGUGACUGAAAACCAUCGAGAAGCUAAAAAUGAGUGAAAACCUGAAAACUCAACUAGUUUGUUUUCUAGGAGUUGAUUAAAGGCUUAGACUUUUAAAAUAGAUAAGAAUAUAAUCAAAAGGCUUUAAUAUGAGUACAAAUAACGAAAUCGUACCUUACGAUCAGUACGACAACAAUUUUAUCAACAAACUUUUGGGCGAAAUGAAAAGUAAGUUUAAUAAACCACAGGACUUAACAGAAGAAUCAAAAGACGAAUCAAAAAUUGAGGUAGAAAACGAAAUUAAGGAUGAAGACAUUGAUACACCAGAAGUCACUCAGUUUAAAAAACCAAAUUCUGAAUCCAUGAUAAAAUCUAGUAAAGGCAAUUCUCCAAGUAGGCGAUCUUUCAGGCAAAAAAACAAUUAUUCUGAAGAAAAACUUGAUGACAGUCUUAAAAGAUCGUCUAGAAGGAGAAGCAAAGAAUCUGUUUUACAAAAUGCUAUAGCUAGAAAAGAAAAAUCCUAUAAUGAGUCCAGUAAGCCGCAAAGACUAUCCAGGCAGUUAAGACCUACAAAAAAGGUUUUAGAAAAUAUAGCACAAGCCAAAGAAGUGAAAAAAGUUAAAAUGAAGACUCCAGAGAAGUGUUCUAAGAGUGAAAGUAAUGUGGAAAUGCUACGUGAAGGUCCUAAAAAAGGUAAAAACAGUCCGUCAAAAAACCAAAGACACGUCAAAAGACUGAAAACUAGUGAUAGUGAUAAAUCUGAAUCGAAUAGUAGUUUUGAGGAUGAGGUGGAAAUAGAAGCAGGCAAAAAUGUCAGAAAAUCUCGCAGAAUUUCAGCAAGUCAGUUAUUAUUUAGUCCAAAACCACAAAUAGCUGAUGAUGCUGAAGACAUUCCUAAUUAUUUGGAAAAUUCUAUAAUUGAAAAUCCUGAACUAGCUGUCAGACUAUGUUUAUGUACCCAGAAAUCUAAAUUUUAUCCGUUAAAUAAUAUUGAAGGUGUUGUUUAUUGUUCAGCUGUAGAUAGUAUAGAUGAUAGACUAGUUGGAUGUUCUAGAGAGGUUAAUACAGAUAUUUCUCCAUUAUUACGACCAUCUCAAAGGAUCCCUUACAUGAGCCUCUGUGAAUUGCACAAAAAUAGACUAAUACGGCACAAUUGUUGUCCUACCUGUGGCAUAUUUUGUACUCAGGGCAAAUUUUAUGAAUGCGAUGCCAAGCAUCAGUAUCACCAAAAAUGUCGUUUGUCCGUGGGUAAUACAGAGUGUUGUCCCCAUUGCGGUCUAUCUACCCCUUCCAGAGAUAUCUCACUUAAAUUCCAGUGUUCAAACGGUCCCGUAUUUCUUCCCGUCCAAAAAUCAGAACGCGGACUCGCUAAAAUGGCAUUUUCGAAAGCUUGCGAUCGAAUCCGCUGUUCGACGCCUCUCUUGAUACCUUCCGAUUCUUUUCGAAAUGUCGACAAUGCUCUUACCAACGGAUCGGACACGACCUACAGCGAAAGCGACAUUUUGGACGCGAUCAGCGAAGAGGACGCCGAAAAAUUGACGUCUGCUAUAACAUCAAAUUCAGUGGACAUACAUGUCAAACUGUCAGAUUUCAAUGACGGAUCCUUGCUGCAUUAUUCAGCGUCCAAGGGGAUGUUGGACAUUUGUCAUUUGUUGAUUUCUUUGGGAUUGCCGAUCAACGAUAUCGAUAAGGAGCAGAACACCGCUUUGAUGUUGGCGAUAACGGCGCAUAAAAUGGACGUUGUGCAAUAUUUGGUACGAGCCGGGGCCAAUAUAGUUCUGAAGGGAACAGACGGUAUGACCGCUUUACAUGUGUCAGCGAAAUGCGGUAACCUGGACGCUUGUCGAAUUCUCAUAGAAGCGGGCUCUUCCCAAAGAAAUUACGUCAACUGUCAAGACGACGGCGGAUGGACUCCGUUGGUGUGGGCGUGCGAAAACGGCUUCUCGGAGAUCGCUGAUUUUUUGAUAUCUAAAGGAGCCGAUCCGAAAUUGAGAGACGUUGAAUAUAACGAAGCUUUGCAUUGGGCUGCUUUCAGCGGGUGUUCCCAUAUCGUGGAGAUGUUGGUCAAUAGAGGUUGCAACGUCAAUACUGUCAAUGCGCACGGAGAAACACCUUUACACAUAGCGGCAAGGGAGGACAGAUACAAUUGCGUGAUAGUGUUACUGGCUAGAAGGGCCGAUGUUUUUUUAGUGAACAAGAACAACGAGACGGCCCUAAAUUGUGUACCUGAAGAUGGAUUGUCCUACAAUCCUAUAGCUUUAAAUAUGAGACUGCAGUCGUUGUUAGACACCGAAUCCAGACAGUAUAGGAUUAUUUUGUCAGACGAUAUAUCAAAAGGUAGAGAACCGAACCCGGUACAAUGUACAAACGCGGUGGACGACGAUCUCGAGCCCAAAGACUACAUUUACAUCACUAAAUCCUUCAUGGUUUCAGAAGGUUUUAGCAUAACAACCAAACCGAGCGAUUUACAAACUUGCGCAUGCGAAGAACGAUGCGUCGGGGACGAUUGUCUCUGCGGUAGAUUGUCGGUAAAAUGUUGGUACGACGAAGAUGGCAAGCUUGCAUUCAAUUUCGAUUUUUUAGAUGCGCCGAUAAUCUUCGAAUGUUCGGACACGUGUGCCUGCAACGCAAUCACGUGUCGAAAUAGGGUGGUACAAAGAGGGACGCAGCAGAGAUUCGAAGUGUACAAGACUGAAAGAAAAGGCUGGAGCGUACGGACGCUCAAAUGCAUACCUAAAGGUUCUUUUGUGUGCGAAUACGUAGGAGAGAUUUUGACUGACACGGAUGCAGAUCGUAGAGACGACGACAGUUUUUUAUUCGAUCUCGGCAGCAAGGAGACUGAGAGUUUUUGUGUUGACGCACAAUAUUACGGAAAUCUGACGAGAUUCAUCAAUCAUAGCUGCGAUCCCAAUUUGCACCCUAUAAAAGUUUUCAUAGAUCACCAAGAUGUGAGAUUUCCCAGAAUAGCCUUCUUUGCUCUGAAAGACAUUCCCAUAGGCGGUGAAAUUUGUUUUGAUUAUGGGCCCAAGUUUUGGAUAGCGAAAUACAAGUCGUUUACUUGCCAUUGCGGUUCUGAUGAUUGUAGAUAUUCUGAAGAAAAUGUCGGACAAACGUUCGCCGAAAUUGAAGACAGUUUAAAUGAAGAUAGUUCAUUGAGCUGAGUCAAAAACAUUCCAAAUCAAAUUAUAUCAAUUUUAGAUGUACUAACGUUAUGUAAUUUAUUUAACACAAGAGUUUUUUAAACUCAAUCGUUAUAAUUAUUAAAAUCUUUAAAUUUGUAUCGUCAUUUUUUGGCAGAAACUUAGUGAUACAAUAAUUGAAGGGAAUAUUUAGAGAUAAUUUAUUUAUUUCAAAACUGUAUUUAAAAAUU